Molecule: messenger RNA, 895 nt
Organism: Trematosphaeria pertusa
Lineage: Eukaryota; Fungi; Ascomycota; Dothideomycetes; Pleosporales; Trematosphaeriaceae
Product: ubiquitin-conjugating enzyme E2 H
Exons: 5
Coding region: 1-495 (164 amino acids)
Biological process (GO): ubiquitin-dependent protein catabolic process; protein polyubiquitination
Cellular component (GO): nucleus
Molecular function (GO): ubiquitin conjugating enzyme activity
Source: RefSeq, a predicted model, not a curated record
AUGAGCGACUACGAAGUCACCUUAGAAUUCUAUGUUAGGUUCAAGGGCCCUGAGGAGACGCCCUUCGCCGGGGGUCUCUGGAAGAUCCACGUUGAGCUCCCCGACCAGUACCCAUACAAGAGCCCCAGCAUUGGCUUCGUCAACCGGAUAUUCCACCCCAACAUCGAUGAGCUCUCAGGCUCGGUCUGCUUAGACGUCAUCAACCAAACAUGGUCACCCAUGUACGAUAUGAUCAACAUCUUCGAAGUCUUUCUGCCUCAGCUGCUUCGAUAUCCAAAUCCUACCGAUCCUCUCAAUGGAGAAGCGGCUGCGCUCUUGAUGAGGGAGCCGAAGAGCUAUGAGGCUAAAGUCAAAGAGUACGUGCAAAAAUACGCCUCCAAAGACACCUCCGAAGACUCGGAAAAGGACAACGAUGAUGACGACGAGAUGAGCUCCGUCGGCAGCUACGAGUCCGGCGACGAGGACGAAGCGGCUGGCAACAUGGAGGACAUCUAGGUGCAUUGUCUCUCCAAGUAGAAGCGCUUCUAAGUUUCCUUCUUGUUGCCUUGAGGUUUUUGGAAACGGACUCAAGGUUUGAUGUUCAAGGCGCACUCUGGCGCUCACUGUUUUAGCAUCGGCAUAUCCCUCGGCAAUCGGUCUUCAGCGGUCAUAGGUUUAGAUUCUUGUUCAUGAUUUCUGUGUUCGAGUGUGCCGGUGCAGCCUGCAUGGCGCAUGCGACGAGUAGUAUAGUGGGUGAGAGUGAAGUCUAGCGAGGGAAAGUGGCCUUACGGGUGAAGUGGUAGACUAUUGAGGUCGGGAAGCUGCCUGAUCCCCGGUGUUUAUGUAGAAGUUAAGGACUACUCCUUUCCACUUAGGUACCCAAUAUGGCGGGGUUAAUUCGUCCCUACUCUAUGUG